ACUGCACAUAUCAACUCUGCCUUAUAGUAAAGUUGCAAUCUUUGAUCAUCUCGCUCUCUCUGCCCGUUAUUAAGCGCAGUCAGAAAUGGGUUCUGAAGAAUCUUCGCAGGUUAUUGUACCAAGGAGCUUCAGGUUAUUGGAAGAGCUCGAGAGAGGAGAGAAGGGAAUAGGUGAUGGAGCUGUAAGUUAUGGGAUGGAUGAUUCCGAUGAUGUAUACAUGCAGUCGUGGACAGGAACCAUCAUUGGUCCUCCUAAUACUGUACACGAAGGGCGCAUAUACCAGUUAAAACUUUUCUGUGGGAAAGAUUAUCCAGACAUUCCGCCAGCUGUGAGGUUCCAGACACGGAUAAAUAUGAGCUGUGUAAACCUGGAAACGGGUGUGGUCGAACCCAGUCGCUUCUCUAUGCUUUCUGACUGGAAACCGGAGUGCACAUUGGAGGAUAUCUUGAUACAGCUCAAAAAAGAGAUGAUUUCUCCCCAAAAUCGUAAACUGUCUCAGCCUCCUGACGGCAAUGAGGAUUCUAGGUUGGAAAAAGGGAUAGUCCUCAGAUGCUGCAUUCUCUAAUUUAACCGAUUAUUAUUAGUAAUACUACUUUAUUUUUAUAAAUAUUAUUAUUAUGGGUAUUACUAUUGUAAUUAUUUUAUCAUGCACAAAAGAAGUGUAAAAUCCCACGUAGUUUGUGGAAUAUGUAUUGUCCAAAUGUAACAUACUCACUUCAGUAAUCCCAUACAGUAAUUUUAUCUGUU
Molecule: messenger RNA, 747 nt
Organism: Salvia hispanica
Lineage: Eukaryota; Viridiplantae; Streptophyta; Magnoliopsida; Lamiales; Lamiaceae
Product: ubiquitin-conjugating enzyme E2 variant 1A
Source: RefSeq, a predicted model, not a curated record